This is a messenger RNA of Lodderomyces parapsilosis, 1971 nucleotides long. It is a transcript of the gene GPR1, whose product is annotated as Gpr1p. Gene Ontology annotation, cellular component: plasma membrane. Gene Ontology annotation, biological process: adenylate cyclase-activating G protein-coupled receptor signaling pathway. NCBI's taxonomy places the organism in Eukaryota, Fungi, Ascomycota, Pichiomycetes, Serinales, Debaryomycetaceae. The transcript has a single exon. The record is from RefSeq and is a predicted model, not a curated record. Gene Ontology annotation, molecular function: G protein-coupled receptor activity. Bases 1 to 1971 code for a protein of 656 amino acids.
AUGACAACAAAAGUGCCUAUGAGUUUAGGUCCUUCAACAUCCACAAUCGAACACCACACUACAGUAGAAAGUGUUUUGGAAACAAUAGUGCAUAUAUUCAAAAGGGCUGAUGAUAUCAACAAUCAAAUUAACAAGUUCACUCAUCAUGAAUCUUUUGUACAACGGGUCGUGGCAAUAUCCUCAUCAUGUGCUUCCAUCACUGCCGUUUUAUUUGCAUUAUACUUUCUACUAGCCAUUGAUCCCAAGCGCCUCGUAUUCCGUCAUCAACUCAUUUCAUUCUUGUUAUUGUUUGAUCUACUAAAAGCGGUGAUUCUACUAAUUUAUCCCAGUAGAGUAUUGACACAUUCAGUGUCGUACUAUAAUCGAAAGUUUUGUCAAGUUGUGGGAUUCUUUACAGCUACAUCAAUUGAAGGGGCAGAUAUUGCAAUUUUUUCAUUUGCUUUACAUACCUUUUUGUUGAUUUUCAAGCCGUCGUUGAAUACGCGACUGGCUCAUUCGAAUCGUGUUGAGGGUGGUUUGUACAAGAUGAGAUACUUGGUUUACGCAUUAUCAGUAUUGAUUCCUUUGAUUUUAGCUAGCUUGGCAUUCAUCAAUGGAACAGGGUAUGAUUCACUCGUUUGUUGGUGCUACUUACCUAUGAGACCUGUCUGGUAUAGGUUGGUUUUGAGUUGGGUUCCAAGAUGGUGCAUCGUUGUGGCAAUCUUUUUAUUUUAUGGCUUGAUUUACAUUCGUGUUGUCAAGGAAUUCAAGUCCUUAGGUGGGGCUUUCACAAAUAUUCAUCAAAGAAAUGCUGGUCAUUUCAAUAAUGACGCCCCUACUUUUUUUGCCUCCUUAAAGUUUUUCUUUGGGUCGAUCAAAGACCAUUUGUUCCCCAAGAUGUUGAUACCGGAAGAGUCCGCACGCACUGGAAGACUGAGCACUAGUGUCGGACCUCUUGAUCGAGGACGUAGCAGAGGAGGAGGAGGAGAUGUAGGCGCAGGCGCAAGAGGAAAUGGUGGGAACGAACUGGACUCAGAUGAGGUUGACGAUUUAGAAGAGUUGGCAGAUGACUACACUGAUUCAUCUAUCAAGGAUGUCAAUUUACAGCACUUUCAAAGACGACAAAAAGUUAUUCAAAAGCAAAUGAGGUCGAUUUUCAUUUACCCUUUUGCGUAUUGUUUUAUUUGGUUGUUUCCUUUUAUUUUGCAAGCCACUCAAUUCAAUUAUGAAGAAGCUCAUAGUCCUGUUUAUUGGUUGAAUGUUUUGGGUGCAUUUAUGCAGCCAUUCAAUGGAGUGGUUGAUUCAACCGUUUUCUUUAUUCGGGAAAAACCUUGGAGAAAUACUGCCAUGCGAAAUUUCGAAAAAGAGCAUCGACAACGAGUGGACAACAUUAUUCAAAACAGUGUUGAACAACAUCGAUAUAGUGCAGUGCCGUUCACAAACACUCAGGAAGCUAGUGAGCGUAUUGCACGAAAUUCGGUAAGCGCAAGUACCGCAUUGGUUGACAUCAAUGAUUACAAGUACUGGAGACGUGUUUUGAAUAAAUGGAAGCUUCCAUUGUUUCAGCUACCGACGGAGGAAAACAUAUUUAAAGCUCAAGACAAGUAUAUCAGCAAAAAGUUAAAAGAAAAAGAGGAAAAUGGUGAAUUCAAUCAAUUCAAGCCUCAACAACCAAAGGGUACGAGAGCUAAUUUUUCAAUGAAUGAAAAGCCAAAUAGUACGACUAGCAACGACGAUAGUGAGUUGAGUUUUCCGCCACAGAUUCAUGAAAAGUAUUCCUCCACUGCAAACAAAUUUGAGCCAGGUUCGAGCGCCGGCAGUAUUCCCACAAUUAGUCUCCCACAGAGACGUAGAACCAGUGUUCCAGUAUUCAAUUCUGAUAUACAUACUCCGCCAUCACCUAACCAUAUUGACCUUGAUGAACAUGAAGAACACGAGGAGGAGGAGGAUGAUGAGAGUGAGUUAGAUUUUUCCCAAUUUUUAAAAUCCUGA